Aspergillus caelatus is the source of this 437-nucleotide messenger RNA. RefSeq lists its product as uncharacterized. The record is from RefSeq and is a predicted model, not a curated record. The transcript has a single exon. NCBI's taxonomy places the organism in Eukaryota, Fungi, Ascomycota, Eurotiomycetes, Eurotiales, Aspergillaceae. Bases 43 to 264 code for a protein of 73 amino acids.
AAGAUCAAAAGAAGAUCGUAGUUUUACUACAACCUCGACGACAUGCUUCAGGGUAUGAAGCACCAACGUCCUUUUUCUUCUGCACUAUAUUUCGCUUGCGCUGUUUGGCAUUGUGUUAUCCUACACACGCUGGUAAGCGGAUUGGAUCCUUGCUACGCUCAGAAGAGUCAGAAGCUACACUCGUCUUUAUUGCUUAAGGCUGGAACAAAGCCUUGGUUUCAAACACCCAAGAAAAGCUUAACCAUUCUAAUCCAACAUAAAUAAACAUCGAAGCAUGUAAUGAGUUAUGUCCGGAACAUGACAUAUGAAACUUAUAAAGCAUAAUGUAUCAGCGCGCAGAUGCUCGCUCAAAGAAGCUCCGACAAAGAGAUCGAUAACCGAACAUGCGCUUUACAAAACGAAAAGAAAGUACCGACCAAGGAUUGUUGAAACAAGAA